This is a messenger RNA of Pseudogymnoascus verrucosus, 1167 nucleotides long. RefSeq lists its product as uncharacterized. Bases 1 to 1167 code for a protein of 388 amino acids. NCBI's taxonomy places the organism in Eukaryota, Fungi, Ascomycota, Leotiomycetes, Thelebolales, Thelebolaceae. Gene Ontology annotation, molecular function: methyltransferase activity. The transcript has 3 exons. The record is from RefSeq and is a predicted model, not a curated record.
AUGCCCUCUCCCACCCCCUCGCCCCCCGGCUCACCCAGCCGCCUCGCGCCCCCUUCCCAACCCGACGAGGCGCGCUCUCAAAUUGUCGAGGCCGACUCGGCAUCCAACCACAGCAGCACUGGGGAGAACUUGUACGUCGCCCCCCCGCGUGCAAGCCCCCCACGCUCUAGAGACGAAGAUGAAGGAGAAGAUGAAGCUAACGAUGACCCCGUUCGCAGCGACAUGUCGACGCGCUCAGUGACGACAAGUGUGUUUAACUUCCAUAGGGAAAAUGGGAGGACGUAUCACGGGUAUCGUGCUGGAUCCUACCACUUCCCCAACGACGCCAACGAAGUCGACCGCCUUGAAUACCAACACAUCCUUGUUAACCACUGCCUGCAAAAUAAACUCUUCUACGCCCCUAUCCCUCCUCCCCCUUACCCCCUAGCCGUCCUCGACAUCGGCACCGGCACCGGAAACUGGGCCAUCGAAAUGGGCGACCUCUACCCAGAAGGCAUGAUCGAAGCCACAGAUCUGUCUCCCAUCCAGCCCUCCGCCGUCCCCGCAAACGUGCAAUUCAUCAUCGACGACGCCGAGCAGUCCGACUGGGCCAUCCCCGAGAACCACUACGAUUUCGUGCACACGCGCAUCCUCGAGGGCUGCUUCUCCGACAUGGGCGCCGUCAUCGCUACCGCCUUCAAACACAUCAAGCCCGGCGGCUUCCUCGAGUGCCAGGAGCUCAACCCCUUUCCCCAUUGCGAUGAUGGCACCAUGCCCGACGACUGGCCCUUCGCGAAGUACGUCGAUAAGCUGCAGGAGGCCUCGCUGGAGGUCGGGCGCGAACUCGAUGUUGCGCCGAAGCUGCGGGGAUGGUUCGAGGCUGCGGGCUUCGUGGAUGUACAGCAGCGGGUGUUCAAGGCGCCGCUGGGCCGCUGGCCGAAAGAUCCGGCGAUGAAGGACCUCGGGCACUGGUGGGCGGAGAAUAUGUCGGUAGGCCUGGCGGCGUUUAGUUUGGCGUAUUUUAGUCGCGUGCUGGGGUGGAGCACGGACGAGAUUGAGCUGUAUCUCGUAGAUGUGAGGAAAAGCUUGAUGGAUAGGGAUGUUCAUGCAUAUCAUCGCAUGUAUGUGGUAUGGGGACGCAAGCCAGAGGUCGGAGAAGUGGUGCCGGGGAAGGCGCCGGCGUCAUGA